This is a messenger RNA of Didymosphaeria variabile, 1971 nucleotides long. It is a transcript of the gene UBA2, whose product is annotated as E1 ubiquitin-activating protein uba2. Gene Ontology annotation, molecular function: SUMO activating enzyme activity. Gene Ontology annotation, biological process: protein sumoylation. NCBI's taxonomy places the organism in Eukaryota, Fungi, Ascomycota, Dothideomycetes, Pleosporales, Didymosphaeriaceae. Bases 1 to 1971 code for a protein of 656 amino acids. Gene Ontology annotation, cellular component: SUMO activating enzyme complex; cytoplasm. The record is from RefSeq and is a predicted model, not a curated record. The transcript has 5 exons.
AUGACGGCGACAGGACGCGACAGACACGCCAGCAAGAGCCUCGGCUCCAAUCUUCAUGCGCGCAUCAAGCAGGCGCGCGUGUUGAUGGUGGGCGCUGGCGGCAUUGGUUGCGAACUGCUCAAGAACCUCGUCCUGACCGGCUUCGGCGAGAUCCACAUAGUCGACCUCGAUACGAUCGAUCUUAGCAAUCUCAAUCGCCAGUUCCUCUUCCGCAAUGAGCACAUAAAGAAGUCGAAGGCAUUGGUCGCGAAGGAGUCGGCGGGCAUAUUCAACCCCAACGUCAAGAUCGAGGCGUAUCACGACAACAUCAAAGAUCCCCAGUUCAACGUCGCAUGGUUCCAGAAGUUCGAUAUUGUGUUCAAUGCGCUGGACAACUUGGAGGCGCGCCGCCAUGUGAACAAGAUGUGUUUGGCAGCGGACGUGCCGCUCGUUGAGAGCGGGACCACUGGCUUCAACGGCCAGGUGCAGGUCAUUCGGAAGGGCAAGACACAAUGCUACGAUUGCACGCCGAAAGACGCGCCCAAGUCCUUCCCCGUUUGCACCAUCCGGAGCACUCCCUCGCAACCUAUUCAUUGCAUUGUGUGGGCUAAGUCGUAUCUCUUCACCGAAAUCUUUGGCACUUCAGAAGACGAUGCGCCGGAGCUGGACCACAGCGAAGACUCCGAGAAUGCGAAAGAGAUCGCGAAUUUGCGCAACGAGUCUCAGGCAUUGAAGCGAAUUCGCGAGUCUAUGGGGUCGAAAGAAUUUCCCGGGCUGGUUUUCAACAAGGUGUUCAAAGAAGACAUCGAGCGGUUACGGAGCAUGGAAGACAUGUGGAAGACACGGAAGGCGCCCACCGCUCUAGACUACGAGGAUCUACUGAAAGAACUCCCUAGCGUCGAGAAGAACAUUGCGCAAAAAGACCAAGCGACGUGGACGGUUGCCGAAAACUUCGCAGUUUUCUUAGAUAGUCUGUCGCGGCUGAGCAAUCGCAUGGAAGAGACUAGGGCCAAUGCAGAUACCGGCAACUCUCCACCCAUACUUACCUUCGAUAAGGACGACGCGGACACUCUAGACUUUGUGGCUGCCAGCGCGAACCUCAGGUCUAUCAUAUUCGGCAUCGAAGCGAGGUCAAAAUUCGACAUCAAGCAAAUGGCUGGCAACAUCAUCCCGGCGAUUGCGACUACGAAUGCGAUGACGGCAUCCAUCUGCGUUCUGCAAGCUUUCAAGGUCAUGCGCGCAGACCUUGCCAAAGACAAACUGCGCGAGCAGCUUUCCGAAGCCAAGACGGAGGAGGAGCUUAUCAAAACCAAGACAGAUGAGGAGUAUUCCAAACAGCUUUCAAAGGCCAAGAUGGUUUUUCUUGCACCGAACGGCACUGAGCGCCGGGUCACCACCGAGGGCCUCAGCCGGCCUGAUGAAACAUGUCCCGUCUGCAGCGUUGCACAGUCUACCAUUGUCGUCGAUGCCAACCGAGCCACCUUGAACGACCUUAUCGAGGACCUCCUCCGGUUGCAGCUUGGUUACGGCGAAGAGUUUAGCGUGAACAGCGACGCCGGUCUGCUAUAUGACCCUGAAGAAGACGCGAAUCUUCGGAAGACAUUCGCUGAGCUGGGCCUCAAGAACGACAACUCAAUCACAAUUAUCGACGACGCUGAUGAGGGUGCGAGGGUCAACCUGGUGCUGCACAUCUCCGAGCAAGAGCUGGGAUCAGAGGCGAAGCCGAUCGACCUGACCCAGAAGCCAGAGAUCCCGUUGAAGCCCAGGACUGCUCCCGCGGAGACCAACGGCGACUCACGACCGAUCGUUACAAACGGCCUCACUAACGGCGUGACUAACGGCGCCACAAGCGGUCUGAAGCGCACGGCUGACGAUGCUGGACUCGAGGAUGAACUGAUCAGGAAGAAGGGUAAAGUCGCCGCAAAGCCUGAUGAUGAUGUCGUUGUCGUCGACGAUGCAAACGACGGAAUCAUACUCAUCGAUGAUGACUGA